AUGUCUGGACGCCAGGGGAGCCGCUCCAACGCUCACAGCCGCUUGAGCCAGCCCAACAAUGCAUCCUUUCCAGCCCGCGCUCCAAGCUGGACCCAGAGCUCCGGCCUGAAUGGGGCGAACAGCCUCAAGCGCCCACGCACCCCGAGUGGCUCCGAGUUCAGCAGCUGCAGCAGCCACUCGGAUCGCUCCUUCAACCCCGGCUCCCCCAGACUCCCACUGCGGAAGAUCUGCAUGGGCCGGCCCUACAACUCCAAGUGCGUGGAGACAAGCCACCUGGCCAGCCACCACAACGUGGCCAAGAAGCUUGCCUACCGCAGCAGCCCCCACUGCCUGCUCUGCACAGACCGUCCCUCGGGCCCUUCCAGCCCCACGUUCCUGGACCAACUCAUCAAAGGCAUCAACUACCUGGACCGAUCCACCAACGCCUUCUACAACAGCUGCCCCAAGUCACUGAGCCUGCCCAGACUUGCAGCCAACUACCUGGAGCGAGCCGCCAACUCUCUUUACCUGGACCACCUGGAACAAUCCGCACCACGCACUUACUCCAGCCCCAGCGCCAGUGUGCCCUGCCCAGACACCAGCACCCCCAGCACCCCCAGCACCCCCAGUACCUGCAUGGUGCCGUCCCCUAGGGGUGCCAGCACUCUGCAGUGCCUGGGUGAGCCCAGCAGCCUGAGCUGUCCACGCCAGCCUCCUUACCGGAGCCUCACCCCCUUGCUACCCCAGAGGUCAGGUAUAAAGCUGCCUGAGAUUCCUUUGUUUGGCAACGGGCUCUUUUCCUUAGGUCGGCUGCCCAGGUUCUGGGAAGCAAUCCGCUCAGGCUGGAGCGCCCCCGAGCCGAUCCCCAAACCCUCUAGCUGGUGGUGA
Molecule: messenger RNA, 867 nt
Organism: Lepus europaeus (European hare)
Lineage: Eukaryota; Metazoa; Chordata; Mammalia; Lagomorpha; Leporidae
Exons: 1
Coding region: 1-867 (288 amino acids)
Source: RefSeq, a predicted model, not a curated record